GAACGCGGCCGCCCGAUGCCCGAUCAGAUCUGCGACAGAUAACAACGUCAUGAGUUGUUCCUUCAACGAACCAAGGAACGUUUGACUUAUCUGACAAUCUGUCAGCGCUCUUGGAGGGACAGCGGACCAAAUGUCGCGGACCAGACCCUGAAUACUCUUGUUCCUCCAUCUUGCCACUCUUUGUCUCCAACCUACACAGUAGGUAUUGUGACUAGCCGUGAGGCGACCUGUACUUGCAGCAAAACCUAAACCAUGCGCACGCGAACAUAACCCGAAAUCCUCCUCGAGCCCUCUCGGGUCUCCACAAGCACCGAAGAGCACUUUUUUCCUCAGCCGUAAUUGAGAGACAACAAGCUCGCCAUGGCUUCCAAUACUGAAGCAACCUUCGUCGAGGACGUCGACAUAGACCAAGAAAUCCGAUCGCGAACGCGACCAAAUGCCUCCAAAUCGAAGUCAAAGGUACCCCGCCACACGCCGAACAAGUCAGGGACUACUUCCAUUGCAACCGAGAGCGACAACGAAGAGGCGCCACUUCUGCGUGCGUCAAGGGAUGACGACGGAAGCGUGGAUGUCGACGGCAGUGAUGGUGGAGAUGAUGACUGGUUUGAAGAGGCAGACUUCAAGGGCCUUCCCUGGUGGAAACGACCUUCGAUAUACUGGCUACUCCCACCAUUCCUGAUUUUCACGAUAGCUUUCGGUGGCAUCGUAGUUCCGAAAAUCAAUUUGAUCAUGGAUUUAGUGUGUGAAGAAUACUACGCGUCUCUAGAGACAGACCCGAUAUCAGGCCCCAUGGAUCCGGGACAAGACCGAUGCCAGAAUGACGCUGUCUCGUCCCGCUCUUCACUCUUCCUUCUCUAUGGCAGCUUGUGCUCUGGCUUACUAGCAGCCAUCACCAGCCCAAAAAUUGGCUCACUCUCGGAUCGAUUCGGACGAAAAAGAUUCAUGGUAUUGAACACGUUGGGUGCGUUCUUCGGCGAAGUGCUCACUAUACUGGCAGCCAAGUACCCCGAGACCGUGCACGUUAACUGGAUCCUGGUUGGCUAUUGUCUAGAAGGCGUAACGGGCUCAUUCAUCGUCGGUAUGGCGCUAGCCCACUCAUAUGCAUCCGACUGUGUCCCGCCACAACGACGAAAUGUCGCGUUCUCGUACUUCCAUGCCUGUCUGUUCACGGGUAUCGCGAUCGGGCCCGCCCUGGCCGGCUACAUUAUCGACGCACGUAAGAAGUAUGUUGGCAAGACGGAUGCGGUGUUACUCAUCUUUUACGUGGCAUUGGGCGCUCACGUCUUCUUCAUGGCAUUCAUCACUUUCUGUAUUCCCGAAUCGCUCAGCAAGUCGCGCCAGGAAGCCGCACGAGAAAAGCACGGAGAAGAGAUGCAAAGGCUGGGCCCGGCGUCAGACUGGAUCAAUCAAUUACGCUCCAUCGACCUGUUACGACCUCUCAAAAUACUUUGGCCUACUGGACCAGGCUCUUCAUCCGCGAUCCGCUGGAACCUACUGCUCCUUGCUGCCACAGACACCAUUAUGUUUGGUGUCGCAAUGGGUGCAACGAGCGUCGUCCUCGUCUAUACGCGUCGCCAGUUCGGUUGGCAGGAGCUGGAGUCCGGUCGCUUCGUCACCAUAGUGAACAGCUGCCGCGUCUUCGCCCUGCUCAUCAUUAUGCCGCUCAUUACGCGCCUCUUCCGUGGCAAAACUAGUACAUCUCGUUUGCCCAAAUCUGGCUCCGACCUCUUCGACCUCUCCAUCAUCCGUGCGGCCAUUUUCUUCGAUACUCUCGGAUACCUCGGCUUCGCGCUCGUCCGCAAGGGCGAGUUCUUCGCAUUAUCCGGUGCUUUGGCGGCAGUUGGCGGCAUAGGCUCUCCUGCCCUUGGGGCGGCUUUGACAAAACAUGUGCCACAGGAUAAGAUUGGCCAGUUGCUUGGUGCGAUGGGCUUGCUGCAUGCCGCUGCGAGGGUGGUGGGUCCGACGAUCUUCAAUGGCAUUUAUAGUGCAACCGUGGGUAGCUAUAGACAGACAGUCUUCGUAUGUCUCACAGCGACAUUCGGCGUGGCAUUCUUGUGUAGUUGGUUUGUUCGACCGCAUGUGUACAUCGACGACGAUGACAAGCGUGCCACAGGCCAGAGUCUCACAGAUGAGCAGGACGCAUAGUGUGCACCUCUGUUCCCUUAUUUUUCCUUGUAAUAUUCGGGUUCGUCAAAGAGAGACUUGAAUCUCCUUCCGCACAUUUCAGCAUCAACAGCAAUAGCGACGGCGUUGGUUGUGUGGUGGAGCGGAUGUACGGCGGGCAAUAUUAGCUGUAUUCUAGGCGCACCAUUUCUAGCUUAGCUCUUUCUAUCGCCAAUUGCGGCUU
This is a messenger RNA of Cucurbitaria berberidis CBS 394.84, 2347 nucleotides long. RefSeq names its product MFS general substrate transporter. Gene Ontology annotation, molecular function: transmembrane transporter activity. Gene Ontology annotation, biological process: transmembrane transport. The record is from RefSeq and is a predicted model, not a curated record. NCBI's taxonomy places the organism in Eukaryota, Fungi, Ascomycota, Dothideomycetes, Pleosporales, Cucurbitariaceae. Gene Ontology annotation, cellular component: membrane. The transcript is spliced from 4 exons. The coding region runs from base 361 to 2145 and encodes 594 amino acids.